Alternaria metachromatica is the source of this 1581-nucleotide messenger RNA. RefSeq lists its product as uncharacterized. The coding region runs from base 1 to 1581 and encodes 526 amino acids. Gene Ontology annotation, biological process: carbohydrate metabolic process. The record is from RefSeq and is a predicted model, not a curated record. NCBI's taxonomy places the organism in Eukaryota, Fungi, Ascomycota, Dothideomycetes, Pleosporales, Pleosporaceae. The transcript is spliced from 2 exons.
AUGAGCACCAAAUUCGAUACUGCGAACGGUUUAGCAACCACUGUACGACGGCAGUUCGUCAAUGGCGGCAUAGUGGAUAAUUCUUUCGAUCAGAAUCAGUCUCGGGGACCAUCACCUGAUCAAAUGCCAGUGUUCGGUUUCUUGCAUAAAUUUGCGUCUAGUCAAUCCGGGUCAGCACUGUAUAGUGUUGGCACGACUCAAGAGCCUGCUGUGAACUACCGUACUGCUAGCGGGGACGUCGAGCUCCGACCAUGGUGGCUUACGAGCAACUGCUAUUAUAAUACCAACAACAUGAUCCGCAGGCAUUACCAAGACUACCCAGCUACCGCAAAAGAGGCCAAAUUUUGGACCAUGAAGCUGCGAAAUGAUGUGGAGUACUACUAUGCCGAGGAUAAAGCGACGGAUAUGCAUGCAGAAGCAUCCUCGCUAUCUGAAGAGGAGUCAUACUAUGCCAUUGUCGCACUUUCUGCCCGCCAGAUCUUGGCUGCAAACGUUAUCACAGAAUCUGCAGAUAACACCACAGGUCCAACUAUCUUUCAGAAGGAGAUUUCAUCAGACGGCAAAGUAAACACGGCCGAUGUCAUCUACCCCGCUUUACCUUUCUGGCUCUAUGCAAACCCGGAGCUUCUCCGCUUACUGCUCAAGCCCGUCUUCGAGUUCCAAGAGUCCGGACUCUAUCACGAACGAUAUGCCAUGCACGAUAUCGGGCGCUUCUACCCAAACGCCAUAGGAUACUACAGCUCCACCGUUCCCGAUGAAGAAGGGGAAGAAGCGAUGCCCGUUGAAGAGAGCGCGAACAUGGUUAUUUUGGCAGCUUCAUACUACUUGGCUACCAACGACACAGCAUUCCUUGUCAGCCACUACGAUAUCCUCAAGCGAUGGUCGGAAUACCUCGUAGAAAAUUGCCCAUACCCUGAGCAUCAGACUACGACAGGCAAGUACAAAGCAGCACGUCAACACCAAGAACAUGACUUCAACGAACCCAUCGCCAACAACACUAACCUCGCAAUAAAAGGCAUCGUAGCCCUAAAUUGCAUGGGUGUCAUAGCCCAAGCCAAUGGCGACAGAGGCUAUGGAGCAGGCAGAUGGAUGCGCAACGCGUAUUUCUACUAUACCCUCUGGUCCGAAUCAGCCAUAGACCCCGCAACCAACCAUACUCUUCUCGCUUACAACCUCCCCGACUCCUACAGCAUCCUCUACAACAUCUUCCCAGCCCUCCUCUUCAACCUGCGCGCAAUCCCCAAAUCUCUUUUCACCAUGCAGUCGGACUUUUACCCGACUGUCGUCCAGAAGUAUGGCGUUCCCCUCGAUAACAGACGCCUGUGGACGAAGAGCGAUUGGGAGAUGUGGGCUGCGGCUACGAGUCGACCUGAGACGCGGGCUCUGUUUGUGAACUCGUUGGCGAAGUGGAUCAAUGAGACGAGUACGGAUAAAGCGCUUUCCGAUCACUUUAUGACGACGGGUGAUGGGGGCUAUACUGAUUACCCGUUUGUGGCAAGGCCAGUCGUUGGGGGGCAUUUCGCGCUGCUGGCGAUGGGUCUUUUUGGGAGACAUGGGGUUCUAAAUGGAGAGGAUGAGUAA